UGGUAGCCCCGAUUUCUCCCUGAACCUCCGUGAGACACACAGGGACUGGGUGAGCCAGUCAGGGUGAAGGCCAGUGUUCUAACAUGCAAGAGGUGGCCCUGAGCCUUCUUGUCCUCCUGGCAGGCCUGCCUACCCUGGAUGCCAACGACCCUGAAGAUAAAAACAGUCCUUUCUACUAUGGUGCUCAAUACCUAUUUGUCAAUUGGAUGGGGGGAUGGAUGGGGAGGACACAGGCUGGCAUUGAGGUCCAUUCUGCUUUUCUCCUAGACUGGCACAGCCUCCAGGUCGGUGGGCUCAUCUGCGCAGGGGUUCUGUGUGCUUUGGGCAUCAUUGUCCUCAUGAGUGGAAAAUGCAAAUGCAAGUUCAGCCAGAAGCCCAGUCACCGUCCAGGGGACGCUCCACCUCUGAUCACUCCAGGCUCUGCUGAUAACUGCUGAGGAUGGACCAGCCAAAAGAGCACAUGGAGGGGCUUGUUUUGUCCCCAUGUCCUGGCUCAGCACAAGGGCCUCAACUCCAAGAUGGAAUUCUCCCUGCUUGACUCAGACCACCUUGCCAGGGUCUUAUCUCACUUCUCAUUGGAGGAGUCUGUUUGUUCAAUUUUUAAUCUAAAGUGAUUUUGCCUUC
Molecule: messenger RNA, 624 nt
Organism: Cynocephalus volans (Philippine flying lemur)
Lineage: Eukaryota; Metazoa; Chordata; Mammalia; Dermoptera; Cynocephalidae
Gene: FXYD3
Product: FXYD domain containing ion transport regulator 3
Exons: 9
Coding region: 84-437 (117 amino acids)
Biological process (GO): regulation of sodium ion transmembrane transporter activity
Cellular component (GO): membrane
Molecular function (GO): sodium channel regulator activity
Source: RefSeq, a predicted model, not a curated record